Parasteatoda tepidariorum (common house spider) is the source of this 3342-nucleotide messenger RNA. NCBI's taxonomy places the organism in Eukaryota, Metazoa, Arthropoda, Arachnida, Araneae, Theridiidae. The record is from RefSeq and is a predicted model, not a curated record.
AUGAAUGAAUCACUAAUUAAGCCAUCCCGCUUGAAGGAGGUAUUAAAAUUUCUAGAGAGUAAAAGUUACGAAUUUAAUCAAUUUCUAAAUAAAGGUAACUUUACUCGGUGCAUUCUUUUUAAGAAUAAAUAUUCAAAAAAGGAGAUCAUCGCCAAACUUGUCGUUAAGCCAGCAGUUGGAGAAUUGCAUUAUUGGUCAGAAUUGCGCCAAAUCAAUCUAAAUCCUCUCCUGCAUGUAGUAACUGCUGGCCAGGAUAUGUACAUUUUCAUUUCGCCUUUUGAAAGAGAAACAUUGCGGGACGUUUUAAACUCUAGUGUCUUCCUACAACAUCCAAAGUGCUUUCAACGCAAGUUAUUCUUUGUCAAAGGUAUACUCAAAGGUUUGGAAUACCUCCACCAAAAAUCCCUUUGUCUGCUUAAUGUUUGUGAUGAAAAUAUAGCUAUAUGUAAACAAACUGAGAAUGCUAUUAUUUGCAACUUCAGCACUCUGUCGUCAAUUGAUGAUAUUAAGAUUUCAAACAUUUCCCAUCCUGGAGUUUCAAAACCACCGGAAUUGAUUGCUUGUGGAAAAAUUGAUGGUCCUGCUAUUGAUAUUUGGUCGUGUGGAAUAAUAUGCUUACAAAUGUUUACAAGAUACAUUUUACCAUCGUACAAUCAUGGAAACAACAUCUUAAAAGGUUUGACAAUCGAUCUGCUUAACCAGGUUAACUUUGGUUCGAACUUUGAUGAAAGCGUCUUAAAUUUAAAAACCUUUCUCGGAGCACUCCUUGCAGAAAAUCCACAUAAUAGGAUAUCUGCAAGUGGAGCGCUUUCUUUCAGUUUUCUAAACAUGAGAUGCGAAAGAAUUGAUAAACGUGCCAGAAAUUAUUGGCGGAAAUUUGACUCCGAGAAAUCAAAUAUUGAAAAACCUAAACAACGAAAAAGGAGUAAUCUGAAAAAAUCUACUGCAUCAACUAAUAAAUCCGUUCAAAGCCACCAGACUAGUGUAGUUAAUGAACUAAAAACUAGUUUAGUUGAAGAACUCAGAAGUAGCUUAGUCAACUCGAAGAAAAACAAAACUAGACGACAGUUGUCAAGCUUUGAGAUGUACAAAUGCAGACAGUCUAAUCAAUGCUACCAAGAAUCACCAGUCAAAAAAACAACUUCUCAUCCAAAUUUUUAUGAAUCUAAAAAGAGCCAUUACUCAAGUUCUAGUGGCAAAUUAUCAAGUCUGUCUUUUUCGUCCCCAACCUAUGAUAGCAGAAUAAUUAAAGAGGUUGAUGAUUCCGACGAAAAUAUUUCUUCUACUUCCUCCGGAAAAAAUAUCUUUGGUGAGAAAAAUGGUUUGAAUCUUGAUAUAAUGGCGUUAAAACCGAAUCAAAAUCAUACAAUCUCUUUAUCAAAGGAGCCAGAAGAAAACUUUGUCAGUGAGUGUAAGACCACAGGUUCACGUAAAGUGGAUUUGAACUUGAAGAAAUUUAAAAUUAAGAAAUUGAGUUCUGAAAGUUCAAAUUCCGAACAGUCUAAAACUAAUUUUUCGUGUAAAAAGGGAGUGAGUUCUGUGUCUUAUGAAGCCUUCGAAUCUAGGUUAAAUAAAUCUGUCGAAAAUUCAGCUGAACUAACAGAAAAAAGAACAUGUUCUGGUAGAAAUGAAGAGAUAAAAAGAGAUAAAUUUAAGUCAUCAACAAAAACGAGAGAAAAGUUUAUUAUUGAACAGGAUACAAUUAGUUUGAGAAACGCUAAUUUGAACAUCAAAAUUUCUAAAGCUGGAACUCGAAGUAAUAAGAGUUCAAAUUUAAAUCUAUCUCAGACUUAUGUAUUAAGUAAAGAGAGAAUGUUAAAGAAAUCUAUUCGAAAUUCAAAUGAAUCCCCGAGAAAGUUCGAAUGUUCUAGCCAAAAGGAGUUAAGAGAAAAUCAAAAUGGUACAUUAAAGCUACUGAAGGAGAAUGAUGAAAAUAAGAACACAGGAUGUCAAACACAUGAUGCAAGUCUAAACUUCAAUCAAUCAAAUGCUAAUAGUCCAAGUAUAAAUUCAAAUUUCAAACCAUCUAGAACUUCUGUAUCUAGUAAAAAUUGUAAGGGUUCCACAUCUCAUGGAGAGUUCGAUACUAAGUUAAGGAAAACUGUACAAAACCACGAUAAAUCAACUGCGAAAAUAAACUAUUCUAAUCCAAAAGAGUUUAAAAAAACUCAAAAAGACAUAAUAAAGUUAAGAGAGGAAAUUAAAGAAAAUGGAUGUGAAACUGAGAAUUCAGAAUGGGGGAAUUUAAACAUUAUAAAAUCAAAAAUAAAUGCCCCGGGUAGAGAAAACACGAUUUCUAAGCGAUAUAGAGCUUGUGUACCUAGCAAAGCUGAAACAAAAUCUACAAUUUAUGAAGCUUUUGAAGAUAAAAAGAAAUCUACACGAAACCUCUCAGAAUCAGGUAAGGUAAUACAAUGUUCUAGAGAAAAUGGCUUAUUAGCGGAGACAGAAAAAAAUUCGGUCACUGAGUUUAAUGCUGACGAAACAUAUAGUUGUUUAGACUUCAAUAAAUUGAAAAUUAAGAAUUCGAGUAUUAAGAAUAUGGAAUCUAAACAAUUUGGAAAUGUUGGCUUGAGUACUAUAUCUGUUGAAGAACUCGAAACUGAGUUAAAAUUUACAGAAAAUUCUGCAAAAUCAUAUAGAAAGAUGGAACACUUCAUUCAAACGAAACUGGAACGAAAUCAAAAUCGCGAAAAUAAGUUAUCAAAAGAAUCGGAAAAAACUUUUAUCAGUGAAUCUGAAAUUGUAGAUUCAUGUAGCAAUGGUUUCGACUCCAAGAAUUGCAUAAUUAAAAAUUUAAGUAAAAACAGCGUGAAGUCCCAUCAACAUAAAAAAUAUAUAAAGAGUACUAAAGAUCUAAACGGCACAGUUCAUCAAAAAUUCGAAGCUGGUUUAUCCACAUAUAAUAAAAACUUUGUUCAUUCUUCAAAUGAUAGUAUGAGUUCGAGGGAAAAUGAGCUUGAAGCUUACAUGAUUGGUAAUUAUCUUCCCAACACGAGGUUUCCAAAGCACAUGGAUUCUCGUUUCAAGAUUAAAAAAACAAUUUCCAUAUCACUUGAUGCAAAACAUAUUUCGAGAACAACAAAAGAUUCUAAAGAUAUUCAUCCACCAUUUGAAGUUGUGAUUACAGAUUGCGCAGAAAUCGAUAGAUACAAAGAGAAAAAAAUAUAUUACAGUACAAGUGUACAGUACAGUUACAGUACAAGUACAAUAGCAAUAGUAUAUUACAGUACAAGUGAAGAAACUGACAAUUUCACUCACGUGUGUGUCGGAUUCGGACAAUGCGUUUGGGGUCCCUCAAGAUUUUCGUAUAUUAUGGAGUGGCCACACCGAAAAGUUUAA